AUGUCGCGCGCGCAGGUCUCGCUCGCGCCCGCGCGCGUCGCCGAUCGGCGCCGCGUCGGGCGCACUCGCGCCGCCCGACGCGCCGUCGCCGUCCGCGCGUCGACGGUGGAACGCGACGUCGUCAUCGUCGGCGCGGGCGUCAGUGGUUUGUCCACCGCGUUCACGCUGGCGAAGAAGACGAUGCCGAACGCGAGCGUGAUGGUGACCGAAGCCAGAGAUCGCGUCGGUGGGAACAUUACGAGUAAGAGCGAUGGCACGUACACGUGGGAGGAGGGGCCGAACUCGUACCAACCUGGGGAUGCGAUCCUCACGCUGGCGUGCGACGCCGGCAUGCGGGACGACAUCUUAUUGGCCGAUCCCGCGAGCAAUCGAUACGUGCUGUGGGAUGGGAAAUUGAGAAUUUUGCCGCACAGCAUCGAGAGUGCGGUUUUGGGGGAUUUCUUGACGUGGCCGGGGAAGAUUCGAGCCGGUUUGGGGGCGAUCGGAAUCAGGCCGCCGGCGCCGGGUAAGGAGGAGAGUGUGAAGGAAUUCGUGAGCAGAAAUCUCGGCACGGAGGCGUUCGAGCGAUUGAUCGAACCAUUUUGCUCGGGGGUGUACGCUGGGGAUCCCGCGAGCUUGAGCUCGGUCGCGGCGACGGGGCGAGUGCAGCGACUUGAACCGCUGGGGGGGUCGCUCGUGGUGGGCGCGCUCAAGGCGCAGGCGGAGGCGGCGAAGGCGAAGAAGGAGAGCGGGUUCAAGCGCGAUCCUCGACUUCCGGAAGUGAAGGGUCAAACCGUAGGUUCGUUCCGAGGUGGUUUGAAGACAUUUCCAGAGGGAUUAGCGAAACAACUCGGCGACGACGUCGUCAAGUGCAACUGGAAGCUCGUCAAUGUCAACAAGGCUGCCGAGGGCGGGUACACGUGCGAGUACGAUACCCCGGAGGGGCGACGAACGGUUAUCGCCAAGUGCUUGUUGCUCACCGCUCCGGCGUACGUCACCGCUGAGAUCGUCAAGGACAUGGCUCCGGCGGCUUCGACGGCGCUCAACAAGUUUUACUACCCUCCGGUGGCGUCCGUGACGGUUUCGUACAAGAAGGACUCGUUCCGUCUUGACGGCACUUCAGCGCUUCCUGAGGGUGGUCUCACUGGUUUCGGUCAGCUCCACCCGCGCUCGCAGGGCAUCCGCACGCUCGGCACGAUUUACUCGUCCUCGCUUUUCAAGGACGACAAGCGCCAGCCGGAUGACGAGUUCAUGAUCUUGAACUACAUCGGUGGCGCCCGAGACGUCGCGAUCAAGGACUUGAGCGAAGAUGAGCUCGUUCAGCAAGUGCACGAGGACGCGCUCAAGACGAUCCUCAAGCCCGGAACGCCCCUUCCCAAGGUUGUCGGCGUCAAGCUGUGGGAGAAGGCCAUCCCGCAGUUCAACCUCGGCCAUCUCGACGUCUUGGCCGAGGCCGAGAACGCGCUCGAGGCGGCGGCGUGCGGCGAAAAGGAUGGUCUCUUUCUGGGCGGUAACUACACUGCCGGCGUCGCUCUCGGUAGAUGCGUCGAAUUUGGCGUUGAGCAAGCCGACGAGGUCGCCACGUUCCUCAAGUCGGCGAAGAAGCUAACUGCCGCGGUUUAA
Molecule: messenger RNA, 1602 nt
Organism: Ostreococcus tauri
Lineage: Eukaryota; Viridiplantae; Chlorophyta; Mamiellophyceae; Mamiellales; Bathycoccaceae
Product: Protoporphyrinogen oxidase, C-terminal domain
Exons: 1
Coding region: 1-1602 (533 amino acids)
Biological process (GO): porphyrin-containing compound biosynthetic process
Molecular function (GO): protoporphyrinogen oxidase activity, oxygen as acceptor
Source: RefSeq, a predicted model, not a curated record